This is a messenger RNA of Malurus melanocephalus (red-backed fairy wren), 683 nucleotides long. It is a transcript of the gene MSRB1, whose product is annotated as methionine sulfoxide reductase B1. Gene Ontology annotation, molecular function: peptide-methionine (R)-S-oxide reductase activity. The record is from RefSeq and is a predicted model, not a curated record. The transcript has 4 exons. NCBI's taxonomy places the organism in Eukaryota, Metazoa, Chordata, Aves, Passeriformes, Maluridae.
GAAUGGGCGUGGCGGGGGCGCGGCCGGGCGAGCGGAACGGGCCGGUGCGGCGGGCGCAGCCAUGUCCUUCUGCUCCUUCCUGGGGGGAGAGGUGUUCAAGGAUCAUUUCCAGCCGGGCAUCUACGUGUGUGCCAAGUGUGGCCAUGAGCUGUUCUCCAGCCGGGCCAAGUACGAGCACUCGUCGCCGUGGCCAGCCUUCACCGAGACCCUGCGCGGGGACAGCGUGGCCAAGCGGGAGGAGCGCCCGGGCGCUUUGAAGGUGACGUGUGGCAAGUGUGGCAACGGGCUGGGCCACGAGUUCCUCAACGAUGGCCCCAAGCAGGGCCAGUCCCGCUUCUGAAUAUUCAGCAGCUCGCUGAAAUUCGUCCCGAAAGGUAAAGUUGACAACAACCUGAAGGAGAAGUAAGCGAGCUGCUCCACCUGGCACUGCCCUGGGUUGAUCCUGCCUUCGCUCCUUGGCGUGCACCAUCCUGCCAAGGGGACCCCAGCAGGAGGAACCCCAAGGAAGCUCCUGGUUUCCCUAAUCUGGCUCUCCCCUGGUUUCCCUGUCAUGGUUCCCUGCUGGUUUCCUUAUCACAGUUUACCACUCAUUUCUCUGAUCUGAGUCUCUCCUCCUUUCCCUAAUCUGGUUCUCUCCUGGUUUCCCUGUCACGGUUCUCCCCUGGUUUCCCUGUCAUAGUUCU